GGCCCCGCCCCUCGCAGCGCGCAGAGCUUGUGAGGCCCUCCGCCGUGACGUGACCGUGACGCAGGCGUGUAGCAAGCGCGGCCGCUCCCGAGGCGCUGGCGCUGCCCCUGCCCCUGCCCCGCUCUUAGGCAGCGGUUGCUUGGCCUGUGUAGUCAGGCCUGGGCAGCACCUAGGCCUUCACUACUCGUCUUCCGGUGCCGGCCGCGCCCGCCAUGGACGACUACGCGGUUUUGUCGGACACCGAGCUGGCCGCAGUACUGCGCCAGUACAACAUCCCGCACGGGCCCGUCGUGGGCUCCACUCGAAAGCUCUACGAAAAGAAAAUCUUCGAGUAUGAGACCCAGAGGCGGAGGCUCUCGCCUCCCAACUCGUCUUCCUCCUCAUUCUCCUAUCGGUUCUCGGACUUGGAUUCAGCAUCCAUGGACUCGGAUAUGUAUGAUCUGCCCAAGAAAGAGGAUGCCUUACUUUACCAAAGCAAGGGCUAUAAUGAUGACUACUAUGAGGAGAGUUACUUGACCACCAGGACCUAUGGAGAACCUGAGUCUCUGGGCACUUCCAAGGGCUUCCGCCAACCAGUAACUUCACUCUCAGAUGCUGACACCUUCCACCACCAGGUGCGUGAUGACAAUCUUUUCUCUUCUUCUGAAGAGGAGGGCAAGGAUAGGGAACGCCCUGUAUAUGGCCGGGACAGCACCUACCAGAGCAUCGCACACUACCGUCCUGUUUCCAAUGUCUCCAGGAGCUCCCUGGGUCUAUCCUAUUAUCCUACAACCUCCACCUCUUCUGUGUCUUCAUCUUCUUCUCCCACCCCUUCAUGGCUUGCUCGCCGUGCCAUCCGACCAGAAAAGCAGGCCCCUGUGGCUGAUCUAGGCCAGGAUAGACAGGUCCCACUCUGGGGCCAGCUGCUGCUUUUUCUUGUGUUUGCUGCCUUCCUGCUCUUUGUUUACUACUCCAUGCAGGCCGAGGAAGGCAACCCCUUCUGGAUGGAUCCCUGAGUCUUGAUUUCUAAGCCAGCUCUUCUUGGAAGUCCUGGCUGACUGCCUUAGCAGUGUUUGCUGGGGGUGGGGGUGGGGCUUUUCUGUGUGUUCUAGCUUGGGGGGUGUGGGGCCUAGCCCAGGGCAGUGUUUCCCCCCACCCCACCCCCUGCCUCAUCCUGCCAGGGAGGCAGCAGACUUGGGCCCUCCACAGCUGAUUAGGCCUGGGUGUGCCUUCCUCUGGAACCUUCUGGCCCUGCUUGCCUCUAAUCCUUAGGGCCCAGGAGAGCAAGAGCUCAUUCCUCCAGAGGAGAAUAAAAUUGUUGUCAUGCAUGCCUCCUGUUCAUUGUCACCUUGUCAGGGAGAUUAACCAAAGGCUUCCCUGACUGUUUUCGUGGAUACAUAAUAAAAAGACUUGUUUAUUUUUAA
Messenger RNA from Urocitellus parryii (Arctic ground squirrel), 1403 nucleotides. RefSeq names its product emerin (gene Emd). Lineage: Eukaryota; Metazoa; Chordata; Mammalia; Rodentia; Sciuridae. The record is from RefSeq and is a predicted model, not a curated record. Gene Ontology annotation, cellular component: nuclear envelope.